AUGUUGAAUAUUAUAAACUCAUCAUCAAUCAUACAUUAUUUUGUUCUUGGAACAUCAAAUUCUUCAACAACUGCUAUUUGGAUUGUUAACGAACAAAAUUCAACACCAUCAAAUAUUGAUGUGUAUCAAGCUUCGAUUCGAACAAUGUGGUAUCGUUUUCUAUUAAUUAUUAUCAUAUUUGUGACUGCUGCCGGUAACGUUCUAGUUUGUUUGGCAAUAGCACGAGAACGAAAAUUACAAAAUACAACUAAUUAUUUUCUUAUGUCAUUAGCUAUUGCUGAUUGUCUUGUUGCUAUACUUGUCAUGCCCAUGGGAAUGAUUGCUGAAAUCAUAGGACAUUUUCCAUUGCCACAUUAUGCAUGUAUUAUAUUUGCUACAAUGGAUGUAUUAUGUUGUACAUCAUCGAUAUGGCAUAUGAGUACGAUGUCGAUGGAUCGAUAUUUUACAAUUCGUUUUCCAUUUCGUUAUGGUAGAAAUAAAACUCGUCGUAUUAUGUUACUUAAAAUAGUUGCUGUAUGGGCAAUAAGUACUGCUGUUUCAUCUCCAGUAUUUGUUUUAGGAAUUGUUGAUAAACAAAAUGUUUUAUCAAAUGGUGUAUGUGCACCAAAUAAUGAGUCAUUUAAAUUAUAUGGAUCAAUUUUUGCUUUUUAUAUUCCAUUUAUAAUUAUGAUCACUACAUAUGCAUUAACAAUGCGUUCAUUACGAAAUGUUUUAGUUAAUAAAAGAAAAUAUAAUCGUGAAAGACGUUUAAAACAAACAUUUCGACCAUUAGCACAAAUCAUUAAUCAAUAUGCAGAAAUAGCUCAAAAUAUUCGACGUUCAUCAACAGCACAUAAUCAAACAGUAAAUUUAGUUUCAAAUAAUAAUACAAAUUCAGUUUUAAAUAAAACACCAUAUACAAUAAUAACAUCAACAACAACAUCGCCUACACAAUUUCAUCCAUCAAAUAAUUCUGAUAUGAAUUUAAUACAAGAUUCUAAUAAUAUUCAAUAUGGUUCAAUAAAAUUAUCAAGUGGAACAAAUAUGAACAAUGAACAUAUUCAUCAUAAUAAUCAACAUUUAACUAUAAGUUAUAUUAAAUCAAGUGGAAGUAAAAAACGACGUGCUCAUCAACAACAAACAUUAACAAUGAAUACAGGAUUAAAUCGUACGAAAAAUGAUUGUGAUAUGAGUACAGUUUAUGAAAUAAGUGAAUAUUCAAAAUCAACGUCAGAUUCCUAUGAAUCUACAUUAAUCACUAAUAAUAGUACACAUCGAAGGUCAAUUGUAACUAUCGAAGAACAACACCAAUCAUCAAAUAGGAUAGAUAAUAUAGAGCAAGAACAAAAACAACAACAAACUUCUCCAAUAACAACAUCAACUAUCAAUAGUAUAUCACCGGUGAAAGAAGAAGAUGCGAGUUCGAUGACAGAUAUUGAUAGUGGAACUGAAGGACAUGAAUCAACUUAUAUGCAAAUAGUUCCUUCAACAUCGAUUCAUUCUUCUAUACCACCUUCACAUAGUGAAUCAAUUUCUCUUGAAAAUUCAAUACAAUUUUAUUUUCCUCUAAUACAAUAUAUUCUUCAAUAUUAUAUUUUUAUUUUUCCAUAUCGAUCAUAUCCUUUAUCGAUAAAAUCAUCAUUAAAUACAGAUCAAUGUAAUUCGAAACCGGUUUAUCUAAAUCAAUCAACAUCAAUAUCAUCAAUGAAAAUUUCUCGAACAGUUUCAACACAAACAAAUUCUGUUCCACCAUUAGAUUUAACUAAUAUACAUUUAACGAAUACAAAUGAAAUAUAUUCAUAUUCACCAGUAAAACGACGAAAAUUUCCAGUAUUAACAACAUCAUCAUUAUUUACAAAUUUUUUUCGUCAUUCACCACGAACAAUUUUACAUUCACGUCAAAAUUCAAAUAAAUCAUCAACAUCAUUGAAUCCACAUUCAUCAGCAGCCUCUUCAUCAUGUCCAUUACGUCAACAACGUCCAGCACAUUAUCAUUCAUCUACUGUUUUUCGUCAAAUUGAAUCGGAAAUGGAUCAUGUUUUAGCUAAUGAACAUCGUCCUCGUGCAUCAUCCUCAUCAUCAUCAACAGCACAUUUACAUACAACAUAUCGUCAAGGUAGUCAAAUAUCAUCACAUUGGCAUAGACCAUUACGACGUCGUCAACCACAUCAAUCUCGUUCAUCCUAUUUUAUAACAAAUCCACAUCCACAUAGUUUUCGUCAACAACAAUAUACAGUAACAUCAACAACAAAUACAAAUACAAAUUCAUCUGAUUCAUCAUCUGUUUUUCAUCGAUUUAAUCCAAGAGUUUUUUCUUCAUCAACACAUUCUCAACAAUCACCAUCACAACGUUUAAAUGAUGAGCAUAUUGUUGCAGCAAAUGAACGAAAAGCUCUACGAGUUUUAAUGAUUAUAUUUUGUGUAUUUGUUACAUUAUGGACACCAUUUUUUAUAUGUACAUUUAUAUCAGCUAUAUGUGACGACUGUCGUGAACGUAUAUCAUCAACUAUAUGGUUUUCAAUAACAUGGCUUGGUUAUAGUUCAUCAAUGGCUAAUCCAUUUAUUUAUACAAUAUUUAGUGAUGUUUUUCGACGUGCAUUUACAAAUAUACUUUGUUGUCGACCGAGUGAUUCAUUAUUUCCAAGACAAUUUUCAACAAAAUUAUCACAUCCAAAAGGUGCUGUUCCUCAUCAAUUUCAUCAUCAAUUAUCCUAUAGACGAAGUCCAAAUCAUGAACAUUCAGGAACAUCAACACCAAUACAAUUAAAUCAUCCAAUACCGAUUAGCGAUAAUGAUGGAACUGUUUAUAUUAAUCGAUGUGUAUCGGAUUCAUUUCGAUAA
This is a messenger RNA of Adineta steineri, 2820 nucleotides long. The record is from the annotation of a GenBank genome assembly. NCBI's taxonomy places the organism in Eukaryota, Metazoa, Rotifera, Eurotatoria, Adinetida, Adinetidae.